This is a messenger RNA of Topomyia yanbarensis, 2863 nucleotides long. Its product is annotated as sodium-independent sulfate anion transporter-like. Gene Ontology annotation, molecular function: sulfate transmembrane transporter activity. The coding region runs from base 337 to 2304 and encodes 655 amino acids. Gene Ontology annotation, biological process: transmembrane transport. The transcript is spliced from 5 exons. The record is from RefSeq and is a predicted model, not a curated record. Gene Ontology annotation, cellular component: membrane. NCBI's taxonomy places the organism in Eukaryota, Metazoa, Arthropoda, Insecta, Diptera, Culicidae.
AUCUUCGGGAGCGAUAGAAUCAAUUAAUAUUUGGUGCCGGUAGCCGAAUAUCCUUUAGUCAACUGUUGGCACGCUCUGGGGACAGAUCGCGAGAGGAACUCGUCGGGAAGUCUGAACAGUAGUAUUUUGUGUGUCAAACUGUGCCAAAACAGAAAAAAGUGAUUCCGGGUGUGAACGAGAAAAAAGUGACCAAUCAUAACAUAGCUGCUGAGAUUUUUUCUUCUUAUGAAAACGGACACACGGUGGUGCUUCCGUGGAAGGGACUGAUCGUGUAGUGAAAUAGUUUCCCCUUUUUCUUGUUCGGCUCGAUUUGCUGCACUACCCAUCAAGAGCGAGAUGUCACGAACAUCGAGCGAUACCCAGCUGGACAAGGUGAACCUGAAAACCCAAAUCUACAAUAUUCAUGGCUUAGCGAAUUCUCAAGCAUCACUCGGACUACCUGUCAAGCACAAGGACUUACCGGGAUACCGGGGCAGCAAUGAUUUCAUUUUAUCCGACGACAAAAAGUCCACCAUGGACCAGAUCCGAGGGGUUGGACCCUGGGCCCGUCGAAAGUUCCGCAGUAUGUUCCGGAAGAAAAUACUCUACAAGCGAGUUCCCGUGCUGAACUGGUUACCCCAUUAUAACCUGGACGAUGCGGUUGGAGAUCUGGUUGCCGGGUUUACCGUUGGACUAACGGUCAUCCCGCAAGCGCUGGCUUACAGCAGUAUUGCCGGACUACCGGCCGCUUACGGCCUGUACGGUUCCUUCAUCGGUUGCUUCGUUUACAUCAUUCUCGGCUCCUGCAAGGAUGUUCCGAUGGGACCAACGGCAAUCGCUUCGCUCCUAACCUUUCAAGUGUGCGACGGUAUCUGGGAACGGGCCGUUCUGCUCUGCUUCCUGACGGGUUUGAUUGAACUGUUGAUGGGUAUCUUCGGGCUAGGAUUUCUCAUAGACUUCGUAUCCGGACCGGUCAGUUCCGGUUUCACAUCGGCCGCCGCGUUGAUUAUUCUUAGCUCGCAGGUUAAAGAUUUGCUUGGGAUCGUUGCCAAAGGAAACACGUUCAUUCAGCAGUGGACGGCUAUUCUGGACGAUAUUCACCACACGCGGCUCGGUGAUGCUGUAAUGGGUUUCACCUGUAUAAUUGUACUGCUGCUGAUGAGAUUGCUACCUAGGGUUCGGUUAGGUCCAAAGGAAGUGGAAGAUCAAUCUUUACUUCAGAAGAUAGUAAACAAAACACUGUGGCUGGUUGGAACCGCCCGAAAUGCCAUAAUCGUGAUCGUUUGCGGCUCGAUUGGGUACGCUCUGUACAACAGUGGACAGACACCGUUCAAAAUGAUCGGUGAUGUUCCGAAAGGAUUGCCCACGAUUCAGCUGCCGCCUUUUUCCGUUCCGGAAAUUGUCGACGAAAAGGGUGAAGUGAUUCAAGCGUCCGAAAGCUUCGGAGAUAUGCUUAGCAAUCUUGGGUCCAUGUUGAUAGUCAUCCCACUGAUAGCUCUGCUGGAAGACAUUGCCAUUUGCAAAGCGUUUGCGAACGGCAAAUCGGUGGACGCUACACAGGAACUGAUCGCCAUCGGAACAUCCAACAUCGCCAACUCGUUUUUCCAAGCUUAUCCCGGAACCGGUGCUUUGUCUCGAGGGGCGGUGAACAACGCCAGCGGCGUUCGAACCCCCUUCGGUGGUCUCUACACCGGAAUCAUCGUAAUUCUCGCUCUACUCUUCUUCACGCCUUACUUCUUCUACAUCCCGAAAGCGGCGCUGGCUGCCAUCAUCAUCGCGGCCGUAAUUUUCAUGGUAGAAGUUCGCGUCGUGAAACCCAUGUGGCGAAGCAAAAAAGCCGAUUUAAUCCCUGGGAUAGCGGCUUUCAUUGCAUGUCUAGCUCUACCGAUCGAGAUAGGCAUUCUGGUUGGCAUUGGACUGAACGUGGUUUUCAUCCUUUACCACGCGGCCCGUCCAAAGAUCCAUCUCGAUCAACUGAUCACCCCCUGUGGAAUCAAAUACCUAAUGCUGACGCCGGACCGUAGUCUGAUCUUUCCUUCGUCCGACUUCGUGCGGAACCUAAUCAACAAGCAUGGCAUGAAGAAUCAAACUCCGGUGGUGAUAGACUGUACGCACAUCUACGGUGCGGACUUCACCGCCGCUCAGGUCAUCGAUACGUUGAUCAAGGACUUUAAGAGUCGAAAUCAGAUGCUGCUGUUUCUUAAUUUGAAACCGUCGGUGUGCGGUGUGUUUGAAGGGGCAGAUCUCGAGUAUCGAGUGUUCUACGAUAUCGAGCAGCUGGAGAAAGCGAUUCAGGAGAUUCGACGAAAAAGUUUUCAAGCUUAGAUGGCGUCAACGAUGUCUGUAGAUAGUUAUUAAGCCCCUUAUUUACGGAUCGAUUUAAGGGCGGCCAAAGACAAACACUUAGGAUCAGUUGAAUAGGCACUACUUAACAAACCUACUUGCCCAAUAGUAAUCUAGAUUUUAAGGAAGUUGUACAGAAUAUAUCGAGGUAAGACAAUGUUCCACUGUAUUCAUGAAGCACAAACAAAAACCAUUCGGUUAGUUAGAUAAAUUGUAGAUUUUUUUUUUCGCUGGAAAGAGGCUAUAAAUAUUGACGGUGAUCCCAUUCGUUACGAUUCAAUUAGGCUGGACCGAGUUGCAGGGGAUUAGAAAAUAAUUUAUUGAUUGUUAAUAGAACCGGUUACUUAAAGAUUAUUAUGUGACUAGUUGGUCCCAUAUGUGCACGGUGAUAACUUAUUAUUUGUUCUAGUGAUACACAAGACCCCCUUAAAAGACGAUUUGCUUAAUGAUUUAUUGUACUUUUCAGUUGUAUUAGCUAGGAAUCGUAAGUUCACCAAACACAGGAAUAGAAACAUUGUUCCUUUAUUUUAAAAUUGAUAAA